AAGAAUAAGACUGGGGAGUUUUCUCGAUGUUCUUCAUACGACAUCUCGUUGUUGAGAGAGAAAUUACAACACCACUCGUCUUCAGAUGAUCCACACCAGAUGUCUAUUGAAGAAGCAGUUCAUUUUCGCUCAUCGAAAACGAAUAAAUGUGAAACUUGGGACUUUGACAUGCAGCACUAUGUGCUCACAGCUCCAUCAGACUACCAAUGGGUAUGUGACAAGCGGCAUUAUGCAACUUUGGCACUGACUGCCCAGAAUGUUGGUGGAGUGUUCAGCACUCUGAUCCUUGGGCCCCUGGCUGAUAUAGUAGGAAGGAAGCCAAUCUACUUUCUGAGUCUGGCUCUGCAA
This is a messenger RNA of Notodromas monacha, 348 nucleotides long. The record is from the annotation of a GenBank genome assembly. Lineage: Eukaryota; Metazoa; Arthropoda; Ostracoda; Podocopida; Cyprididae.